AUGCCGCCACCUCCUUUGAUCACUUUGGAUGUGGAGGGCGUCUUCUUCAAGACGAGAAUCGCCACUCUCAAGUCCAUCGAAGGCACCUUCUUCACUCGUUUCUUCGAUUCGAAUUGGAGAGAACAACUCGACAAAGUGAGUCAUGAAUCGGUCUCCGAACUUUCUCCUCUUCUAAACAGUUCCCAACUGUCUCAUGGCCCCUCUACACCCAUUUCCAUCCCAAUUUUCCAUCCACCAAGGGCCGGCCAUUGAUGACGUAGGCACUCGACAGCUGGCCUCGGUAAAGACCAUUUGUUUGGUGGAUGGCUACGUCACAGACUCCGCCCAUUGAAUGGUGAACGGAUUGGUGACGUAGGCAGACGCCAGAUGGAUAGUUACCGCAAUGACGACGUAGAAAAUGAAUGGGGGAACAGCCGUGAGAUUUGAAUUUCCGGGUACUGGAAGCUUGGAGAAAUGUUUGGCAUUAUUUGGCUUUGGUAACGUCACACCGAACCGUCCACCAUUCUGUGACGUAGGCAUUCACCCAAACAAAUGUGGGCCACCGACCAGCCGACAGUUGUCUACGUCACCAAGGGCGGAAGGGUCAGAAUGAUGACGUAGGCAGACAAUGAGAAUGGAAUGAGGGUGAUCGGAGUGACGAAGGCAAAUGGGACAGAGCGAGACGUUUGAAUUUAUGGGCGAGUGUGGAAGGAAUCUUAUCAAAUAUUGCUUCAGGAUGGAAAACUAUUCAUUGAUCGGGACUCAACAGUUUUUCCAGUCAUUUUGAACUUCCUCAGAGACCACGAGAAAUGUCCUCUGCCAAAGGACGAGUAUCAACUGUUGCGAGUGCUCAGAGAAGCUGUGUGAGUUCCAGACUACAAGGCAAACAGCAAAAUAUAUUUCGAUUUUAUUUCAGGUUUUUCAACAUUGGACCUCUGAGAAACGUAAUUGAGCACAAGUUGAGGUAGUUUGUUAUCUUUCUCAACUUCCUACGUAGGCCCAAUGCUGCCGGCUUUCAGAGCUUCCACCUCAUCCGACUGCACUUGUCCUCCAGGGAUCCCUUCAACGCCUGUUCCCCAAAAAGAGAAUGUUCCGAACCCUCGGAUCCUGCUCUCGAAGCCUCCACCUCCUCCUCCGCCUCCAUCUCUCGUCCAACAACCGAAAGAUACGGUUCAGAUUCCUAUGCGGAAGCCGCCAGUAGACAGAACUUGCAAGAAGUUGAAGAAGUCAGCAGACUCGAUAAGUCUGCCAAGAAAUUUCACGUGGGCUCCUCAAACUGAUGCUCGCCUCACACACGAAUCCUUUCAGACACAUCGCCCAUGUUGGAUGGAACGGUUCUUCUGUUUUGUUUGACAAGAAGUUGACCGAUGAUCCGACGGUCAAAAAAAUCUGUGAUGCGGCUGCGGAAGCUGUUGAUUUGAAUGUGAACCGAGUGAAGUUUAUAUGAAAAUUGUCAUUUGUUUCAGGCGGUUUAUAACGUGGUUAACAAGAACGCCGACGAAGAAAGCCACAGUGUGGAAGUGCUGAUCACAGGCGGAGUGAUGCAAUCGAGGGACGGAACUUCCCGUCACUGA
Messenger RNA from Caenorhabditis sp. 36 PRJEB53466, 1553 nucleotides. The record is from the annotation of a GenBank genome assembly. Lineage: Eukaryota; Metazoa; Nematoda; Chromadorea; Rhabditida; Rhabditidae.